Molecule: messenger RNA, 1117 nt
Organism: Drosophila hydei
Lineage: Eukaryota; Metazoa; Arthropoda; Insecta; Diptera; Drosophilidae
Gene: TfIIEbeta
Product: general transcription factor IIE subunit 2
Exons: 6
Coding region: 131-1009 (292 amino acids)
Biological process (GO): transcription initiation at RNA polymerase II promoter
Cellular component (GO): transcription factor TFIIE complex
Source: RefSeq, a predicted model, not a curated record
UGUCAGCCCUGAAAUUCCACUCAACAUCUGUUCACUAGACGCGUACUGACUGACUUGACUUACUGUUUGGGUAUUGAAGAUUGUGUUAAAAAUAUUGUUUUUAAAAAGUGAGCUAGAAAUAUAAUCAAAAAUGGAUCCAGCACUGCUUCGCGAACGCGAAGCGUUCAAAAAAAGGGCUAUGGCCACACCCACCGUGGAAAAGAAAAACAGGACAGAAAGAGCGCCUCCGCCACCAAGCAGAGAUGAUUCCCAGAAAAAAAUGCGGCCGCCAACGGCACCAAAACUUGAUGCGUCCACGUACAAAACUAUGUCGGGCAGCUCUCAAUAUCGAUUCGGUGUGCUAGCUAAAAUAGUCAAAUUUAUGCGUACCCGCCAUCAGGAUGGUGAUGAUCAUCCACUAAGUAUUGAAGAAAUCCUAGAUGAAACCAAUCAGCUGGACAUUGGCCAAUCUGUUAAAAAUUGGCUCGCUGGUGAAGCGCUCAAUAACAAUCCAAAAAUUGAUGUCACACCCGAUGGCACCAAGUUCAGCUUUAAGCCUGUCUAUAAGAUAAAGGAUGGCAAAAGUCUAAUGCGACUGCUAAAACAACACGAUCUCAAAGGUCUCGGUGGCAUAUUACUGGAGGAUGUGCAGGAAUCGCUCCCGCAUUGUGAAAAAGUUUUGAAAAAUCGAGCAGCAGAAAUUCUGUUCAUUAUACGUCCCAUCGACAAGAAGAAGAUAUUGUUUUACAAUGAUAGAACCGCAAAUUUCUCAGUGGAUGAUGAAUUUCAAAAGCUUUGGCGUUCCGCAACGGUAGAUGCCAUGGAUGACGCCAAAAUUGACGAAUACCUUGAAAAACAAGGCAUACGUUCGAUGCAGGAUCAUGGACUGAAGAAGCCUGUGCCAAAACGCAAGAAGGCAGCUAACAAAAAGCGGCAGUUCAAGAAGCCUAGAGACAAUGAGCAUUUGGCAGAUGUUUUGGAAACCUACGAAGACAAUACCUUAACACAAAAGGGUGCGAAUCCCACAUAGUAGAUAACAACCUUAGAAGCAUAGUACAAUAUCAAGUUAAAAACGUAUUCUUAAUAAGGAAUAAAAUUAAUACUAAUAUUAAUAAAAACUGGAACACAUAUAAUAAAU